AUCCACCUUUUUUCUUCCCUAUUUUUUAUGGCUGUCUAUUUUUAUGGCUGUCUGUCUGUACCCGUGCUCACUUAUAGUAAAGCCUUUCCCUUCGAUGGUUUUGCAGCAAGGUUCUCAAAAUGACUGACAGAACGCCACCGCAGGCUGGCAAUUGCUCGGAGCCGACCGCAGCCCCCCUUCGGCCGGUACCAGGCUGCGAUCUGGAUCUGCUGCGGCGAAUCAUGGAGAGCGGAAGUUGCCUGCCAUUGGUGAACCAGACUUUGGUCUGCGCGAGCUUAACCUGGGUAUGGGCUGGGCCCUGCUAGGAACUCGCCUUACAACCGCAGAGCACGACUCAGCGCUCAGCCCGAUCCAUGGAUCACCUCUUGCAAAUGGGUGCGCCACUACUAUUUCGAAUGCGCUUGUAACCUCCGCUCGUGCGACUUCUGAUUGUCGCUGUCGAGGAUUCCUGCUGCGCUGCACGAUCAACCCCAUGCGAACAGGAAAUGGCCUACGAUCCUCGCGCUGAGAGCCUCCGCCCAGCAGCGGGGGCUGCCGACCUCGCCGACGGUGCUGGCACAGUACGCGAUAGCGCCUACGCCCAACGCCAGCUCGAUGCCUUGAUGAUCUUUGUCAAGGAGCACAACUCAUUCCGAGAGCUGAAUGGGGUCACAGGUGUCUUGGGCAGCAGUGUGAGCCGUCUCCGUGCACCGUCUGUCCCGAAUAUCGGGCAUCUGUCUAUCGCGGACUCAGGCUCAAGGGCGCGGAGUCCAAAACGUUCGCCAUGGGAUGGCCCAGCGCAUCUCUCACCUUCGGUAUCUCCGCGCCAGGGCGCAUUUUCACACGCGGAUGUCUAUAGACACGCUCGAACCCAGUCUAGCGGUACUGGUGAUCUGUCUGUGUCCUCUAUCCCUCGCGAGUCUUCAUUGCUGUACUCAAGGGCCAGCUCGCUGCUCCUGGAGGGCAUGGGAACGGACGGCGUGCUCUUCCUCAAUGCCCCAAAGAGCAACUCUAGAAGUAGCUCUAGGAGAUCCUCAUGUGUCACUCCCUGGGAACUCAAUGGAAGGUCGGAAUUUCCCGGUGUCCGCCGCGGGUCUAUAAGUCUUUCGUCCGAUGGCGAGUGGCAUGAAAGGCCCUGCGAGGUACUUGGGUCUGCUACCUGUGAAAGACUUCAGAACAGUUUCGAUAUGGAAACCUGUUCAUUAAGCAAAGGGCUCCUACAUGACCUUUGCAUGUCUUUUCCACAGGGAAAAUUCUUCAACCCCCUCUGCAGCCCGGCAGACAGCGUCAUCAACCCGCUCAUGGUGGAAGGCUUAGCACAGAGCAUUCCAGAUGCACGUUCCAUCCUAUUCCUGCCCCUCUGGCACUGGGACAAGUCUCGUUGGAUAGCUGCUGCCGUCACUUGGAAAAGCCAUGGCGAUUUCACAGAAGAUGACCAGUACUAUUUGCAAGCCUUCGGUGAUGCAAUGGUCUCGCAGCUAGCGGAGAUCGACCGUGCUAUAACAGAAAGGACAAAGUAUGACCUGCUCUCCUCGGUGAGCCAUGAGCUUCGGUCGCCUUUGCAUGGCAUGCUCGCCAAUUCCGAGCUGUUGCAGUCGAGCUCUCUAGACCCGUCUCAGCAAGAGAUGCUGAAUAUGAUCAAAACGUGUGGAAAUACUCUAUUGGAUACAAUGAACCAUCUACUUGAUUUUGCCAAAAUCAACAACCUCACCAACUCAAAUAAACUCCCCUCUAGUGGCGUCCAAAUGGACGAGAUGGCGUCGACUUUCGAUCUUGAUGUCCUAGUAGAGGACGUGGCGGACUCGCUGUACACUGGUCAUCGGGCGUCUUGUACGGGGGCUGAGACCUAUGGGUCGCAUGCUUGUCGCGAUCUGACUGUUAUUGCGCGUAUCGAGCAGCGUGAUUCUUGGAAGGUCCAAUCUCUCUCUGGGGCGUGGAGGCGAAUAAUUAUGAAUGUACUAGGGAAUGCAUUCAAGUUCACACAGUCGGGACUUAUAGAAGUUUCUCUGACCCAUUCACAACGGCGUCGCAACGGAUUGAAAUCCAGCUUUGCCGUCAUACGGGUCAUCGACACAGGCUCUGGGAUCUCUCCAGACUAUCUUGACAACGGAAUCUUUACUCCAUUCUCCCAGGAAAACAUCUUAACUGAAGGUGUUGGCCUUGGGCUCAGCAUUGCACACCAAGUGAUUACGCAUCUGGGCGGCCAGCUCGACGUUAAGAGUGAACCUGGCGUCGGGACGAGAGUUGAGAUUCGGGUUCCAAUUCAGUUUAUGGAGACAACUCCCACUCUUACACCGAAUAAUGGCUAUAGGGGAACGUGGAAGAAGAAGCGAGUCUGCCUGGUGGGAAUGAACCCAGACAUCUGCAGCGGGGAUGCAAAGAACGAAGCAGAACGCAGGCGGAAAUUUGCGAUUCAGGACGCCAUGGGCAGCGCACUUCUACGCCAUCGCAGUUGCCGGCUUUCAUUUGCCGAUGCUUUGGACCAUGCAAACGGGGACAUUGCCGUCAUCGAGGAAGCUCUGCUUGAAAGGCUUGCUGCAGCUGGCGCAGUGGAGACUACAUGCCAGUCCCUUAUUGUGCUUGGAAAGUAUGGCAGCUCAAUACCGAUAGAUCAGGCAUUUGAAGGUGCAGUUAACGUGGUCUAUAUUUCACAGCCACUCAUACCGCGAAGGAUAUUCCAAGCACUGGAAAGGGUUGGAGUCUUAAUCCCCAACAGCACUCUAGAUGGGACCUUCCUCGACUCCCCAUCCGACUCCAGCCGGGAAAGCUCCCUGGCUGAGGCUUUCAGUUUGGCCAAAGCCCUAGAGUCUCCGCCGGCGGUUAGGGAGAAUAUAUCAGAAUAUCCCUUCCGCCCAGCCGAGCCAAGGGAGAAGGGUCUACACGUUUUGAUUGUCGAUGACAACGAUAUAAAUCUCAAGGUCCUGUCUACGUUCAUGCGCAAAAUAGGAUGUCCAUACGAGACCGCGUCUAACGGGCAGAUCGCGGUUGAGAAAUAUAAAGCAGCCCGCCCACAGUUUGAUUACGUUCUAAUGGAUAUAUCCAUGCCGGUCAUGGACGGGAUCGUCGCGUCGAGUAUCAUCCGUGACUACGAAGAAGAUGCCUGUCUCCCUCGGUCAACAAUCAUGGCUGUAACGGGGGUCGGCUCGAGCGAGGUACAGGAAGAAGCCGUUGCAGCUGGGAUAGAUGAGUAUCUUGUGAAGCCUCUGGCGCUUCACGAUUUGAAACGAAUCAUGGGCAUAUCUUGACGACGGCGCUGGGUGCCGUUGUAUAGAUUAUAGGGUAUUUAAUGUUAGGAGUCAUUACUAGACAUAGUAUAAGAUAUUAAUUGCCAAUUAUCUACCCCAUGCAAGAUUAUUAUGAC
Messenger RNA from Aspergillus versicolor CBS 583.65, 3340 nucleotides. RefSeq names its product hybrid sensor histidine kinase/response regulator. The record is from RefSeq and is a predicted model, not a curated record. The transcript has 7 exons. Gene Ontology annotation, molecular function: phosphorelay sensor kinase activity. NCBI's taxonomy places the organism in Eukaryota, Fungi, Ascomycota, Eurotiomycetes, Eurotiales, Aspergillaceae. Gene Ontology annotation, biological process: phosphorylation; phosphorelay signal transduction system. Bases 486 to 3224 code for a protein of 912 amino acids.